Messenger RNA from Penicillium alfredii, 546 nucleotides. RefSeq lists its product as uncharacterized. The record is from RefSeq and is a predicted model, not a curated record. Bases 1 to 546 code for a protein of 181 amino acids. Lineage: Eukaryota; Fungi; Ascomycota; Eurotiomycetes; Eurotiales; Aspergillaceae. The transcript has a single exon.
AUGGCAGAGCCCAACCUGGCCCCGGCCACGUUCGCCGAGUACAAUGAGCAAAUCCAGAGUCUUCUGUUUUCUGUCCCGCCGGAGAUUCGAUACGCAAUCUUCGCGUACUCCUUGGCCAGUACCCCAGGCACUACUCAGCCAGUCGGUCAAGAUGCGCACUGCACACGUCCAGGGUACGAGACUCGGCACCACACAUAUCUAAAGCUCCCAUCCAGUGUGACCCUCUUCGAGUUUGACAUCGAGAGUCGGGUGCACCGCGAAGACGAGGUAGAUUAUAUCGCACGCAAGACCGCCGACGAGUGGCAUUUUAAGCGCAGCGACGGCAUCCACCUGCUGGCCGGCCAAUCUGACAUCUCCAUCUCGCGCUGGACGGGCAGUUCGGUGCUGGGCAACGAGCGCUGGGUCCGCGAUGAGACGCGGCCCGGUCAACUUGAUUACUACUUGACAACAAUUGCCUGGCGGCCCUCGCAGCACCCGUUAGGUGCUCGGCCAUUGUACAAUCCGUCCCUAAUGGAGCCGGCCGCCGCGUGCACAGCUGGAGUUUAG